AUGUCAGUGAUAGUUUCGCUGCACCCCAAAUUUGGCAACAACGCUCAUGCUGUCUUCACUGUGAAAGACGAUGUCGAUGGAGAACUCGAUGGUGGUGCAGCCGUGUUUGAUGAGAAUGUUCUCUCAUUUGCAAAUAUGCGAUUUCACGUUGCGUCAGAGAAUGAAUCACAAGUUUCGCCACCCUUUAAACGCGAAUACAUCGACAGAACUUUUGAGACUCAGCGUAUUCUUAUUUGGCCUCCGGCUGAUAGUCCCAAUACCAAGAUCCCAUCGGUGUUCUACUUCUGUGAGCUUGUUGGCAAUCCUUCGUAUCAGACGAAAUUCUUCGAUCUCUACAACCGGCUGUUCACCGGCAAUGUGCUGCACUCGAUGCAAAGCCAUCCUGAAUCGAGACAAACAUCGAGUCUCUGUCCGUGUCGAGCACGACUUCUGUCUCCGACCUAG
Mesocestoides corti is the source of this 444-nucleotide messenger RNA. Lineage: Eukaryota; Metazoa; Platyhelminthes; Cestoda; Cyclophyllidea; Mesocestoididae. The record is from the annotation of a GenBank genome assembly.